AUGAAGUCAAUCACAAAUUCUGGCAGUUGGAAUUCGGAGGUGUUGCUGGGGUUAAUCAUUUUUUUGGCAGUAAUAAUAGGUGUUGUGCAUGCGAUAGGUUCAAAGGCCAAACAACCAUUCAAUGAAGGUUAUGAAAAAUUAGUACUGCCAAUCCUUACUCGAUUAAGUUCAUCAAGCUCAUGUGGAAAGGAUGAAAAUUCACAGGAAUGGAUAUGGCUAUCGAAAGCACAAAUUGAUAGUGCCAGUAUGAACAGCAGGUAUUCACAGAAAUCAACUAUGGAUGUUGCUGAUAACGUAUCAAAUGUAAGUACUGGCAGUAUCCAGCGUAGCAUAUCAUAUCGUGGGUCGGAAAUCAGUGUUUUUAUAUCACCACAACCUGCUGUGGCUAUCAAUUUUGAUUCAUUGGGAAGACACACAAUGAGUUGGCGUGAUAGAUCGAAACCCAACUUAACAAGAAAUGCGAUUGUUGAUAGCAGUUCUUCAGAACAUAAUCUUUCUAGUUAUACGCAUUCAUAUGUAAAUUCGAAUGGGUAUAGUUUUAUUCCUGUCGUCCUUGAUGGCAACGAAAAUAGUCCGUGGAGCAGAGAAGAAACCAUUGCAUCAAAACCCAAACAGGUGUGCUGGCAACAUAUCGACCGUGAUUUUAGCUUUGAUUCCAUGCCUGAUAUGGAUGGAGUCCGAGAAACAGUCACCUAA
Brugia pahangi is the source of this 696-nucleotide messenger RNA. NCBI's taxonomy places the organism in Eukaryota, Metazoa, Nematoda, Chromadorea, Rhabditida, Onchocercidae. The record is from the annotation of a GenBank genome assembly.